Molecule: messenger RNA, 2531 nt
Organism: Magnolia sinica
Lineage: Eukaryota; Viridiplantae; Streptophyta; Magnoliopsida; Magnoliales; Magnoliaceae
Product: trifunctional UDP-glucose 4,6-dehydratase/UDP-4-keto-6-deoxy-D-glucose 3,5-epimerase/UDP-4-keto-L-rhamnose-reductase RHM1-like
Exons: 3
Coding region: 99-2210 (703 amino acids)
Biological process (GO): nucleotide-sugar metabolic process
Molecular function (GO): dTDP-glucose 4,6-dehydratase activity
Source: RefSeq, a predicted model, not a curated record
CCCAACUACCACUCUUUCACUCUCUCUCCCGAUCUCGAUUCGUAUAUAUACAGCCUAUAACGACUCCUCUCAGCACAAACGCUCUUUCAUUUCUCCAUAUGUCUGAAGAUCCUCCGCUCCUCUUUUCUCUCUCUCCAUCUCGAUCUGGAUCUGAGACCGAUCUAUUGGUAAAAAUGUCAACAUACACGCCUAAGAAUAUCUUGAUCACUGGUGCUGCGGGAUUCAUUGCAUCCCAUGUUGCCAAUCGCCUCAUCCGAAACUACCCCGAAUACAAGAUUGUCGUACUCGACAAGCUCGACUACUGCUCCAACCUCAAGAACUUGCUUCCUUCUCGUUCGUCUCCCAAUUUCAAGUUCGUCAAGGGAGACAUCGCCAGUGCGGACCUCGUCAACUUCCUCCUCAUCACUGAGUCCAUUGACACCAUAAUGCACUUUGCCGCCCAGACCCACGUCGAUAACUCCUUUGGAAACAGCUUCGAGUUCACCAAGAACAACAUUUACGGUACCCAUGUCCUUCUAGAAGCUUGCAAAGUCACUGGUCAGAUCCGGAGGUUCAUCCACGUGAGCACUGAUGAGGUCUAUGGAGAGACGGAUGAGGAUGCAGUCGUCGGAAACCAUGAAGCCUCGCAGCUCCUCCCAACGAAUCCGUACUCUGCCACAAAAGCUGGGGCAGAAAUGCUUGUCAUGGCAUAUGGUAGAUCGUACGGAUUGCCAGUCAUAACUACCAGAGGAAACAAUGUUUAUGGGCCCAACCAGUUUCCUGAGAAGUUAAUUCCAAAGUUCAUCCUUUUGGCUAUGAAAGGAAAGCCACUUCCAAUUCAUGGAGAUGGAUCUAAUGUGAGGAGUUAUCUUUUUUGUGAGGAUGUGGCUGAGGCUUUUGAAGUUGUUCUCCACAGAGGAGAAGUUGGUCAUGUUUAUAAUAUUGGGACUAAGAAGGAGAGGACAGUGAUUGAUGUUGCAAAGGAUAUCUGUAAGCUUUUCUCACUGAAUCCUGACUCAGUUAUAAAGUUUGUGGAGAACAGGCCAUUUAAUGAUCAGAGGUACUUCUUGGAUGAUCAGAAGCUGAAGAGCUUAGGGUGGUCGGAAAGGACCACAUGGGAGGAGGGGCUUAAGAAGACAAUGGAGUGGUACACAAGCCAUCCUGAUUGGUGGGGUGAUGUUUCUGGGGCUCUGAUGCCUCAUCCAAGAAUGCUAAUGAUGCCAGGGAUUGAAAAACAGGUUGAUGGGUUGGAAGACACUAGAGGUGCUGCUACGCAGGUCUCAAAUAAUUCUACUCAGAACCGAAUGGUGGUUCCAGUUUCAAAGAGCAUCAGUUCUUCUCGAAAGCCAUCUCUAAAGUUCUUGAUCUAUGGUAGGACUGGAUGGAUUGGGGGUCUUCUUGGGAAGAUAUGUGAGAAACAAGGAAUACUAUUUGAGUAUGGGAAAGGGCGUUUGGAGGAGCGUUCACAGCUUUUAGCAGAUAUUCAUAAUGCUAAGCCAACCCAUGUCUUUAAUGCAGCGGGCGUGACUGGCAGACCCAAUGUGGACUGGUGUGAGUCUCACAAACCAGAGACUAUUCGCACCAACGUGGUUGGUACUUUGAAUUUGGCUGAUAUCUGUAGGGAGCAAGGAUUGCUAAUGAUGAAUUUUGCAACUGGUUGUAUAUUUGAAUACAAUGCGGAACACCCAGAAGGGUCAGGCAUUGGAUUCAAGGAGGAAGACACGCCUAAUUUCAUGGGUUCUUACUAUUCAAAGACUAAAGCUAUGGUCGAAGAGCUUUUGAAGGAAUAUGACAAUGUGUGCACCCUUAGGGUCAGAAUGCCAAUAUCUUCUGACCUUAGCAAUCCCCGCAACUUCAUUACUAAGAUUUCUCGUUACAACAAAGUGGUUAACAUUCCAAACAGCAUGACUAUCUUGGAUGAACUUCUGCCAAUUUCGGUCGAGAUGGCAAAGAGAAACUACAGGGGCAUAUGGAACUUCACAAACCCUGGUGUCGUGAGCCACAACGAGAUCCUAGAAAUGUACAAGACCUACAUUAAUCCUGACUUUAAGUGGGCUAACUUCACGUUGGAAGAACAGGCCAAAGUAAUUGUCGCCGCUCGAAGCAAUAACGAAAUGGAUGCUUCAAAGUUGAAGAAAGAGUUUCCUGAGUUGCUCUCCAUCAAGGACUCCCUGAUCAAGUAUGUUUUUGAGCCCAACAAGAAAGUCUUCCCCCACGGAGCAGCCAAUUAAGCCCUUGAUGACUCUACCCUCGGGACUGACAAUGUGUUUUACAUUAGCUUGUAGGAAUUCCGUUGCAUUCUUAUUACCAUCAGGUUUAUCAUCAUCAGCAGCAGCAAAAUCAUCAUCGGAUCUAUUUUCACCUUUCUCGAAUUAGAAUAUUUUAUCUAGGCUUUCUUUCUGGUUUGUAUGCUUAUAAUUCGAGUUUGCUGCUUGUUUUUGGUUUCUUUGAGGGACCUUUCAGUGGUAUUCUGAAUAUGAUAUAUAUAGAAGUGUUCCACUAACUAGCAGGCAUGUAAUUUUAAAAUCCAUGAAGCUGUUUGUUCCCCGAAA